GAGGCAACAUAAGUUAAAUCCCAUUAACCUACAAACUCUUCAUUUUCCCGAAAUCCCCUUUCCUCUUCAUUUUCCCGAAAACCUACAACUUCAGCAAAAACAGAACUAGAACGACUCCCAUUACAAGAUAGCCCACUCCUUGGAUGGUCUCUUUCCACCAUCUCCACUGCGUAAUCAGCCAUAACCCCCAAAUCCAUCCCCAUUUGAAGCCUUUGAACACAUGCAAUAGCCUCUGGAGCAAAAAUCGAAGGAGCACCCACAUUUUAAUAACCCUAGACCCCUUUGAAUCCCGUACAACGAUCCCAAAGCAAGACCUAUGUUCCUCCUUAUUGUUGCGAUAUCAAAGUUGAUUUUCACAAAGGGAAUCUCUGGUGGUUUCCACCUCUCUACCUCCCUCGGUUUGACAAGUAAGUAUAUCUUCAGCCCGUCCAAUUCACUCAAAUAGUUUCUUACAAAAUCUGCUGUUUCUAAUGCCGUUAUUUUUUUUUCUCUUAUGCACCCAUCUGUUUCUUGUUGGUCAUAUCGCCCACAAUCCGCAAACAAAAAUACGACACUGAUUCAAGGAAUUAUUUUCAAACAACCAGCUGCUUCCUUCAACACUCCCCAUUUUCCGUCCAUCAUCAGAGGAAGAUGGUCGCGAAAGGUGCUUCAUUUUCCAUACUUUUAGCAACACUGGCUGGCUCGUACACGGUUCAGUGAUUGAGCGUUUUCAGAGAAGAGAGGGGUCGAAGGUGAGGUAUAAGGACAUGGCAAAUAAGAGGGAAGAGAAUCAAAGGAGGUGGAAGUGUGGAUGGGAUAGGGAAAGAUUAGAACUUGAUAGGAAAUUGAAGGAACAGUUGAAUAGAAACAAGUUUGAUAAAUCGAGUUCGAUGAUAAAUCACGGUGAUGUUUUGAAAGCUCUGUCUCGGGCUUUGAAUAAAACAGAGUAUUUGGAUAUUGCUGAUAAGAUGUUAAUGGAGAACCCAGAGUUGGCUUUGAUGGGUUCUUGUGUGCUUGUCAUGUUGAUGAAAGGUGAGGAUGUGUAUGUGAUGAAUGUUGGUGAUAGUAGGGCAGGUUUGGCGCAAAAGGCGGAGCCCGAUUACUGGUUGGGGAAGGUUAAACAGGAUUUGGAGAGGAUUAAUGAGGAAACACUGCAUGAUCUUGAAGGUUUUGAUGUAGAUAAAUUUAGUUCAAUUCCUGAUUUAACUGCUUUUCAGCUUAGUGUGGAUCAUAGCACCAAUGAAAAAGAGGAAGUUCAAAGAAUAAAAAACGAACAUCCAGAUGAUCCUUGCGCUGUGAUGAACGACUGAGUUAAAGGUUCUUUGAAGCCUAAAUGGAACAAUGCACUUCUAGAGAUGUUCAAAAUAGAUUACAAAGGAAAUUCUCCAUAUAUCACUUGUGUACCAUCUCUCCACCACCAGAGAUUAGGCCCACAGAUUCUUCGUAUUAUCAUCCGAUGGGCUCUCUCAAUACUUAACAAAUGAGGAGGCUGUAUCUGAGGUUGAACUUUUCAUCACAUUGUAACCCGAAGGAGACCCUGCGCAUCAUCUCAUUGAAGAAGUGCUGUUCCGUGCUGCAAAGAAAGCAAGCAUGGACUUCAAGAUUUACUCGAAAUACCCCAAGGGGAUAAAAGGCGGUACCAUGAAGAUGUUUCCGUCAUAGUUAUUUCUUUAGAGGGGAGAAUAUGGAGAUAUUGUGUAUAAGUCAUAGAGAAAACCACAGACAGAAGACAUAAGAAAUAUGCCCCUCCCCCCCACCAAAAAAAAAAAAAAGAACUUUGGCAUAUUGUUUUUUCCAUUUUUUCCUGAUCACCUGUGUAACAUAGCAAUGAAGCUCCUCAGAGGUUUGAGGAACGUAGUUAUGAAGAUGUAGUGGGUGGUGAGGGAAGCGUAAAGGUGUAAAAGCUGGUACAUGAUUAUUAGAAAAAAUUGUCAUAGAAGUUGCAAUUUUGCUACUAGUAAAUGCCAAUUAUUCUUUUGGAAAAA
Molecule: messenger RNA, 1964 nt
Organism: Gossypium arboreum
Lineage: Eukaryota; Viridiplantae; Streptophyta; Magnoliopsida; Malvales; Malvaceae
Product: probable protein phosphatase 2C 4
Exons: 6
Coding region: 747-1289 (180 amino acids)
Biological process (GO): protein dephosphorylation
Molecular function (GO): protein serine/threonine phosphatase activity
Source: RefSeq, a predicted model, not a curated record